AUGGCAUGCUCUGAGAGCUAUCCUAAACAUACGCUUCGGCCCCGGCGCCGCAACGCUGCCCCCAAUGUCACGAGGAUACACAUGGAGUUCGCCAGGCGCGCAGAAGACGGCCAUUUCGGUCCCAAGUCCGUUCACCCCCCUACCCGACCUUCCGCCCUCGAGCGCAGCUACUACAACCCCGCCGUCCCCAUGAUUGUCAACCGCAAAGCCAACAACGAGGGCGCCGCCGUCAUGUCCGUCUACUUCUCCACCACCGAUGCACCCGUCGACCCGUCUACCUUGCCGCAACCCCCUUCCUCCGCUAUCGACAACAGCAAGGCCCAGCCCCCGCUCGAGGGCGUCGAGCGUGUCGUCAAGAUCGACAUGAAGGGCAAACACUCCCAGGAAAUCCUCGACCGGUUCCUCGCCGAGACCAAGGCUGAGGCCAUCCUGCCCGGGCCGGAGGACGAGAACGAGAUGAAGGCUGUCGAGGAGCUCAGAAUCAAGGGCGAGAAGGACCGCCAGCGCAAUCUCAAGAUUCGCGAGGAGGAGAAGAGGGAGAAGGCCAUGUUGGCCAGGGCGCGUGCCGAGGCCAGCUCGUAA
Colletotrichum spaethianum is the source of this 582-nucleotide messenger RNA. RefSeq lists its product as uncharacterized. The record is from RefSeq and is a predicted model, not a curated record. The transcript has 3 exons. The coding region runs from base 1 to 582 and encodes 193 amino acids. Lineage: Eukaryota; Fungi; Ascomycota; Sordariomycetes; Glomerellales; Glomerellaceae.